GUUUACUGCGCGCUGUCACCCGCCAAGUACCGUGGACCACCUUCGAGCCUUCUAUUUCACAGUAGAUUUUUAAAGCUUGAAGAUACUGUAUCAGGAUGCCUCGAAUACUGAGCUAUACACCCUCGUGGCUGAGUCGGUCGCAACCUGGCUAUGAGCUCUUUUCGAGCUCUAAGACAACGCCUGCUGGAAAACGGGCUGCUGGCGCAUUAUCUAAAGGGAUCGCAAAAGGAAGACCACAACGAACCAUAGCGUAUCGUGGAUCAGAAAUAUUUGUAGCUACAGAUAGCGAGAUUCGAUGGUCAGAUCUCGUUCUCCUCUCGGAAAGCAACAGACCUCUGGAUUUUGGUCGAUCCUCAAGCAUACACAGCAGAAGCCGGUCCCGCGAUAAUUCGGUAACAGCACCGAAUGAUUCGAGUUACGUUCGGACCCUCAGGCUACCUUUCUCUGGCAAUGUGACAGAGCUGGCUAUCUCACCUCAUAACGAUUACAUGGCGAUUACGACCUCCCAUACAGUCCAUAUUGCGAUUCUUCCCGACUCAAGUCACCUAGGUACCCCAGAUACGACACCAUUAAAGCUGAAGACAUUUCAGCUGGGUCCCACAGCGCAUGUGUUGGAACAGUCACCUGUGGCCUCCAUAAAAUGGCACCCUCUUGGCGUACAAGGCAAAUGCUUGGUCACAAUCACAGAAGACGGUUCCAUCAGAAUGUGGGAGCUGGACAAAGACGAUCGCUCAAGCUUCAGCGAACCCACACUUGCGAUCAACCUGCAAAAGCUAGCAAACGCUACAAGCGCGGAUGCUGAUCUGAGGGCCUCCGUUUAUGGCUCCGGCAAAGCUUUCUCCCCUGACAUGGCUGAGCUUCAGGUUGCUGCAGCCUGUUUUGGGUCACCAUCUAAAUCAAGGGCGGCCUGCGAUUGGUCCUCGAUGACUCUCUGGAUUGCUACCACGGGAGGUGACGUCUAUGCUCUCUGCCCGUUGUUACCUAAACGAUGGCAAGUUGAGGUCCCCCUGUCCCAGACCGACCCGUUUGGAGAACUGGGGGCCGGCAUAGCGGCGAAGUGCCAUCUAUCGACCAGGAACUCUUCCGACGCAAAUCCCAAGAGGGCGGAAGCGCAGAGAAAGUGGCUUACGGAAGUCACGAGUCAGAUUCCAACGUCGCUCGGUGGGGAAUCCUUAGCACGUCCAGCCGAAGUAUAUCAGCGACCCACCAAGACUCCAGCCAUCCCCAGAUUACAAGGACCUUUCGAAAUCAUGCCCGAGAUCGAGAUUGAAGGCGAGGCAGAUGUUUGCGACAUAUUCGUGACACCAUUGAAAGAGACGAAGGAAGAUCUGUUGAAAGAAGAUGAGGAUGAGUUCGAUUCUGAGGAUGAGGAUGUUGAAGGAUCUCUCAUACUCCUGUCUACUACGUCUGGCAUUGUACAUUGCUGCUUGGAUCUGAACGGAGUUGAGGCUCAGUGGCUACCUAGUCGUACCGACACACGUACUAUCGAAGAAGGAGAUGACUUGGCGCUUCUAGUCGUUGACAGCAUCGCCUUACCAAAAGGACAUGGCGAAAAUGUAUGGAUACCCUUCACACCGGAUGUGCGAUCACAGCACGCAGUAUUUGUGACACACCAACAAGGGGUCUAUUACAUAUCUCUGUCUAAAUGGAUCGAGAAAGUAUCGACAGAGUUGAGUGUAGCUGAGAGAGAAGGCGCAGAAUUUCGUAUGGACGUGCUCCUCGAGGGGAGUCGUACACUGUCAGAAAGUAUUAUACAGCUUCCAGUAGCUGAGCAACAUUCUGAGCAGGUAUCGUGCUGCAUAGUUCUCGAGGACUCGGAUAUUGGAUACUUUGUCUUGUUCUCGGCUGACCACCAACCAUUUGCCGCGACUUUGGAUAUACCCGAGUAUGAGCUUCACUCGGAAUCUAGGAUGAUUGAAUGGUCUCAGAUGUGUGAAGAGCCAUUGAUGCCAACCUCGGAGCCGCGGUUGCCAUAUCAGCCACCUGUAGCAUUCUGGAAAGAAUCUGAACUUGUUAAAUAUUACGGCAAAACUGUACCGACUAGACAGAAGCGAGCCUUUGCAGAAGAGAUCAAGUUAGCACCAGCUUCUUUGGAUGUUCUUACAGGCUUACAUCGGCUUCUUAGUGCGGAGACCCAUCAGCUGGGCAUUGCUGCGGCCGACCUAUUUCGACGAUGUGAGCGUCUGCAAGAUGAGUUCAAAGAUCAGCUGCGACGGGUAAGCGAGCUAGCACACCGCAUAGACCAAGUCACGGGUGAAGAUGAGGGACAGGAUCUGGUGGUAGAUGGGAAUACGAAGGUGGAAAAGCGCCUCAGCGAGGUCAAUGCCAGACAGGAACAGCUUUCCGCAAGAUACCAAGCCAUCAAGAGCAAGCUGUCGCGAGCUGGCGGGCGGGAAAUGAGCACUGCGGAAAGGUCUUUCGCGGAAGAAGUCGAAGAACUGAAUAGUUCCUUGAAUCCAGAUUCGCAGGCCGACAGCCAAAGUGGAGACAUGCCAGUAUGGAGGAGACUGGAACAGUUGAGGCGACUACAAGAAGGACUCCGAUCAGACGCCAAAGACAUCAUCAGCAAGAAGGAGGCGAGCGCACCGGUCGCGCAGGAUAAUAUACCUUCUCCUCUGAAGAAGCAGAAGGUCAACCAGGUAAUGGAAAUGCUGGAACGUGAAUCAGCUCUUGUGGAGGCGACAGCGAAUCGUUUGAGUCGACUGAGCAUGCAGUCAUUGUAAAAGGUACUCUAGAGACAUAUACUGGCAUUCGGAGCGGCGUUCGUCUACAGGGUGCAUUGUUAUCGGGAUGAGCGAAUGUGUAGAAAUAUGAGGGACGGUGUAUCAAUUGAACCGGGGCUCCUGCUCUGGCCUGAUCAGGCAACAGGACUGUCAUAGUGUCUAUCUUGUUGACUACCUACUUAGCAGUAGGUGAGAGUGCAGAUUACAUAAGCCUCGACACAUUCCCCUCCAGGCUGGCAGUUGCGACUGUCUCCGCGUAAUAUGCUAGGUUGCUAGAUUUGUCACUGUGGGGAUGUAUGAAG
Pseudovirgaria hyperparasitica is the source of this 3025-nucleotide messenger RNA. RefSeq lists its product as uncharacterized. Gene Ontology annotation, biological process: protein import into nucleus; ribosomal large subunit export from nucleus; mRNA export from nucleus. Bases 96 to 2723 code for a protein of 875 amino acids. The transcript is spliced from 2 exons. Lineage: Eukaryota; Fungi; Ascomycota; Dothideomycetes; Acrospermales; Acrospermaceae. The record is from RefSeq and is a predicted model, not a curated record. Gene Ontology annotation, molecular function: structural constituent of nuclear pore; protein binding. Gene Ontology annotation, cellular component: nuclear pore.